CUUAUAAUGAAUUUAAACGAAAAAAAAAACUGCUCUUAAUAGCUCACUCAAGCGUUGCUACUUUAUCAUCACUUCUUUGGAACAAUGGUCGCUCUUUAUCUGCUAGUGGUCAAUGAUUGCUUCAAGUAAGAAAAGGAAAAUAUCCCAAAGUCAAUGGUGUUUUGCUAUGGCAAAGGUUACAUUCAGAACGACCAAUGUUGCUGCUCCUCUUGGCCGUCUUUACAAUAAAAAGCUCAAUCUUGUAAUGUCCUUAGUAUACUGUAUUCUGCUUAACCUAAUAAAUAUCCCAAAGCACUGUAGUUUCUUCAACCUUUUAUAAGUGAUAUUAAGCGCGGAAGAGAUAUGUGGUAUUUUUCGAAUUUUUUGCUUCACUACG
Rhizopus microsporus ATCC 52813 is the source of this 376-nucleotide messenger RNA. RefSeq lists its product as uncharacterized. The transcript has a single exon. The record is from RefSeq and is a predicted model, not a curated record. The coding region runs from base 113 to 319 and encodes 68 amino acids. Lineage: Eukaryota; Fungi; Mucoromycota; Mucoromycetes; Mucorales; Rhizopodaceae.